Molecule: messenger RNA, 1141 nt
Organism: Mangifera indica (mango)
Lineage: Eukaryota; Viridiplantae; Streptophyta; Magnoliopsida; Sapindales; Anacardiaceae
Product: pentatricopeptide repeat-containing protein At1g62350-like
Exons: 4
Coding region: 50-790 (246 amino acids)
Biological process (GO): chloroplast organization; Group II intron splicing
Molecular function (GO): protein binding; RNA binding
Source: RefSeq, a predicted model, not a curated record
UUCACAUUAUUUCGUAAUCUCUCCUGUUUCUCUCUUGUCCACAACCUCCAUGAAGUCAGCUACAAUGGGUAGUCUCAAACUCAAUUUCUCUCGGGCGGGGUUCCACAAAAUGCCUUGUAUUUCACUUCCUGUGAACAGAAAGAUUGGAACUUUAAGCAUAACCUGUGGGUUAAGAGACCCAUUCAGAAAGCCCAUAAGACAGUCAAGAGUAUUGUCAACAGAAGCAAUACAGGCCGUUCAUGCCAUGAAACUUGCCAAGUCAAAUUCGAAACUUGAUGGGGUUUUUCAUGGCAGAGUCUCCAGGCUUCUGAAAGCUGAUUUGUUGGACACUUUGACUGAGUUGCAGAGACAAAAUGAAGUAGACUUAGCCCUAAAGGUCUUCCAUUUUGUGCAGAAAGAAGAGUGGUAUAAGCCAGAUUUGUCUUUAUAUUGUGACGUGAUUCAAAUGUUCGGAAAGAAUGAACUAAUUACAAGUGCCGAGGAGCUUUUCUGUGAACUCCAAAGAGAAGGUCUGGAACCAGACACUAGGGCUUAUACUGAAAUGAUUGGAGCAUAUUUGCGAGUGGGUAUGAUAGACAAGGCAAUGGAGACAUACGGAGUGAUGAAGGCUUCAGGCUGUGCUCCAGAUAAAUUAACAUUAACAAUUUUGAUCAGGAAUCUUGACAAUGCUGGAGAAGAAGAGCUUGCAGCAACUGUAAGGAAAGAUUGUGCCCAGUAUGUGGAUUAUCCUGAGAAAUUCCUUGAAACAGUUGCUAAGAAACAUCGAAAGAGGGUAGUCGAUAUUGUUUGAAGAAUUCCAGCUUAUGAAGUAAGCAUAGAGCUGGUUUUAUACUCCAUACAAGCUACCACAUUCAGGUUAGACAUUUGCCAAACUCACACCAAAAAUCCUUGAUGAGACUUCUCUCAAAGCUUGAAGAAAAGGAGGUGCAGCAGAACGAAAUAUCUUUUCUCCACUAAAUUAGGCAAAAGUAAAUUUAGGUGAAGUUUGCAGAUCAGUAUUCAAUGAAAUGCAUUUCUUUAGGGUUGUCACACAUUUUCAAAGUAGUUUAUAAUUUUUUUUUUUUUUUGGUUGUAAAUUGAUACACCAGCAUACAACAGAAAGGAGUUGGAAAAAGCUACAAUAAAAUUGCUUUGAGUUUCA